Danaus chrysippus (African queen) is the source of this 5103-nucleotide messenger RNA. Lineage: Eukaryota; Metazoa; Arthropoda; Insecta; Lepidoptera; Nymphalidae. The record is from the annotation of a GenBank genome assembly.
AUGCUGCUCCAGCAAGUGUCGGCGUCGCCUGGUCCCAGCGGCACUUCCAGCCCCAAGCUCCCACCAAGCCCACGCCCGAAUCCCAGCCCCAACUUUGGCUCACGAUUCGCCAGUCCAAGUUUGAGUGAUGGAGCUUCAAGUUCCAGUAGCCAACGACUUGGCUGUAAUAGUCCAAAACUUGGAACGAACAGCCCAAGGUUGGGUGCCAGCCCUAAAUAUGGAAGCCCCAGGCUGGGGAGCGAUAGUCCGAGAUAUGAAGGGAAAGGGGCUUUGGAAGAUGAGGUGGCUUUGGAGAGACUGCAGACGGAAUUAAAAGCAGGAUGGACUGUUCACACAGGGAGAGAUGGCCGGUUGUAUUAUUGCAAUCACGUCACGAGGACAGCGAGCUGGUUACCACCGGCGGAGAGCUGGCCCGUCAAAGAUGAAGACAGUCCGGAUGAAGAGGAUCUGCCUUACGGCUGGGAACAGGCGCUCGAUAGCAGAGGGAAACCUUACUACAUCAAUCACCUCAAUAAAACAACCACAUACGUGGCACCAGAAGGUUGUUCCUGCGAGUCACCACCAGCUCCUCGGGAUGUGGUUCUUGAGAGAGAUCCAGAACUCGGCUUCGGUUUCGUCGCUGGUUCAGAAAAACCAGUUUUGGUUCGUUUUGUCACCGACAACUCACCCAGCGUCGGAAAGUUGGAACCUGGUGAUCAGAUCCUUUGUGUGAAUGGCGAGGAUGUAAGUGCAGCGGCUCGUGAACAUGUCAUCUCAGCAGUUCGAGCUUGUACGGAUCGUGUAACCCUGAGAGUAUGCCAGCCAGCUCGUAGUGGAGAUCCAGCCAGGAAGUCUGCCUUCCUCUCAGCUGCUAAACGAGCCAGAUUACGUGCAAGGCCGCCCAGGGUCAGGUUUGCAGAUUCGGUACAACUGAAUGGAGCACCUAUGUAUCCACCAUCAGCAUUCUCUUUGGGCGACCUCUGCCUUCCUCCUAUGGCUAAUGUUCUAAAGGUGUUUUUGGAGAACGGUCAAACGAAAUCGUUUAAGUACGAUACUACAACCACCGUGGCUGAUGUGGUGACCAGCUUGAAGGACAAGCUGUGUAUAACAGCUGAAGAGCAUUUUAGCUUAGUCGUGGAACAUGUGAAGAGCUUGAAGAGGAAUAAGCUGACAUUAUUGGAUCCGAAAGAAUCUUUGGCCAGGAUUGCAGCUCGUCCCGGUUCCCACAAGAUGCGUUGCUUGUACCGCGUGGUGUUCAUGCCGUCAUCAGCUGCUGAACUAGCGCAGCGGGACGUCGCUGCACUGGAUUACCUCUACACCCAGUGCUGUAACGAUGUAGCCCAGGAUCGGUUCGCUCCGGAACUACAACCCGAUGUUGCGUUACGCCUCGCUGCACUACACAUACACCAACACGCGCUCGCUCACAACAUGUCCCCAGCUAAGCUGACCGUCAAAGUUGUUGAACGUGAGUUCGGUCUGGAGCGUUUCGUUUCCAGCAGUCUCUUGGAGAGCAUGAAGCGCAAAGAACUUCGUCGGCUGGUGGCGCACUUCCUCAAACUGAACGCUCAGAUGACAGGAGGGCAACGACAUCUUACACAGCUACAGGCUAAGCUACAUUACCUGGACACAGUCAGCGCCCUGCCCAGUUACGGCGCGAAGUGUUUCAGCAGCGCGCGGCCUGAGAGGGUGUUGCUAGUGUCACCGAGGUUUGGACUCUCACAGAUUGUAGGGAGAAGCAACUCUGUGCCUCAAGCCAUAGCGUCUAUAGAGGAGGUGGAGUGUGUUCGUGUUCGAGGGUCGUGUGUGUCGGGAGGUGGAGCGGAUGUAGGGGUGUUCUUGACCCGGGACCGCGUGCUCGCUCUACUAAUGGAUGACCGGGACGCAGCGGAAAUGCCACUCGUCAUUGCCGGUUACUACCGCCUCGCUACGGGUCGAGAACUGAAUGUAGAAUUGGAGAGAGAACCAAUAACCGAGGAUAUAGCCCCGCCGUAUCUAUCACAACACAACGUGGUCCCGACCAAAUGGAGUUAUUUACACUACAACGAUCCUAUAAUGUUAACGAAGAAACAUUACGCGAUCUUCAGUAUGCCGCCUCCUUAUCAUUCAACACCAGAUCAAGCAAAGACUAGCUUAGACACUAAUAUGAACACGAGCAUCGCUAAUAGAAAUCACAGCAAUAACUCCAGUCCUUUAGUCGGCUACGAUUCCAAACCCGGUCUACUGGGAUACGAUAUACACUUCGAAAAGUGUAAAAGAAAUGAAGAUUUCCGUCUUUUCGAUCCCAACGACGCUUGCUAUCUCGACGACGGCAUGGGAUUUGAUCUACAAAGUGUUUUAUCGAUGGAAUUAUUAGAGAACGCCAACAACCCACGACUAGUUGAGGCCAAGAAUGAGGAAGUGUUGCGAAGGGUGGCGGAAAUGCAGAAACUAGUUGAGAAUUCUGAACAGUAUUUGACUGAAAACUGUGAUGUUUUUAAUAGUAGCGGUUAUAACGGUGUUCUUAGAGACGAAUUAGUGGGUAAAGAGACUUGCGUAGAUAAUACUGAGAGUGAUACAGAAUCGAACAAUAGUAAGAUGUCCGCUGCGGACGACGCGCCCGGAGUUCUAAAGCAUAGUGACUCCUUGCUCCUGUUGACUGAAACUAUUAACCAAGGACUGAAUAGCGGUAACGUAGACACGCAAAAACAAUACACUUCUACAGAUCUAACUCAAAGACAAUCACAAGGACUCAGUGCAAUACUCAAUAAUUGUGGUUUCACAGACGCUUUAUUAGCUCUUAAUAAUGACGUUGGCUUCUCUGAGAGUGAUAACGACUCAACGUACACUCCUACAAGUAGUCCGAUACGGAAACAUCUAAAUAAAUCGACGAAUAAGGCAGUUAGGACUAGUUUUGGUCUGCAUAGUCCAGACGCAACAUUAGACACUAAAGAAUCUAAUUUAAAACAAUAUUUGAAACAGCUCAGAGAAAAGAGUGACAGGGAGGAGAGUGCAGCUGAAUUUCCGUAUUUUUACCAAGAGAGCUUAAUAGAAAACGAUGCCGAGCUUAUAGACUUAACAUUAAUACCCCCACCACAGACGCCUGAUGAAUUAGACUGCGCAACGCAAGUGCCUCAAAUAUUACCUAUCGUACCACCUUCUUUUGCUGAUGACAAGGAGACAGAACAAGACAAUACACCUAAAAGUAAAGAGCUAGAGGAAUUCAUCGCUAAUGUAACGGUUCAACCCCCGACAGUUAAAAUAACUCCAGCAAUAGAACUCACGCCGGAAGAAAUUAUGUCCUAUAUUAUACCACCGCCGCCAGGUUCAAACGCGUCUACUUUAGAUAGAGAUCCAAUUAAUAAUGUAAGCCAAGCAAAAAACACUAACAGCAACGAAGAACAUAAUAAUACAAAUGACAAAAUGUCCAACGGUGAGGUAGUUAAAGGGGUUUUAAGUGUGAGUGAAAUCAGAAAUAUGUUUGCCUCAAAACAAUUAAGUGACGCUAGAAACAGUUUAUUAUUAAAAGAAAAAAAUAAAGCCGACUCCCCGAAGAGCAAGCGAAAGAGUUUAACCGGAGAUAAACAAUCCAAUGGAAACGCACACGUUAUAGAAUACCCCACUGUGGAAAGAAAAGGUAUGUUCUCAUGUUGCAGCAAAGACAAAAAUAAGAACGACGAUCUUUGUGAGGAAACAGAGAAAAUCGAAGGUCAUAUAACAAACUCAGACUCGAUGCCCGAUGUCUGUGAAAUCCGACCUCCUCCGAGACGAAAAGGCAGUGAAAUUCGGAAACCUCCAGAACGACCUCCGAAAAUGCCUCCCACGCCCUCUCCGAGACCUAGGUCGAAUUCAUUCACGUGCCCCAACAAUGAACUUAGCGCUGUCGAAUUCACGAGCUCCCAUUUCAAUACAUUAAAUAAUAAAAAGUUAAAUUAUAGAGUGGUCUGUGAAAUGAAUGAAGGUAUACAUACGCCUCCCCAAAUCCCACCGCGGAUAGAAAAUAGAACACUUUCACCUCCCCCACCACUAUUACUGCCACCUAAAAAACCUCCGCUACCCCCCGUUCCAAGUAUAGAAGUUUUAAGAAUCAAAAAUUCCCAGAAACUAUCACCCGUUCGGGCGACCGAGCGGCUGGCUAGUAUCGGGUCGCCACAUUUUCACAGAAAUCUCAAUACAUACCGGAAUCUCGAAAACGAAAACAAGCUAACCGAUGACGAAUCCCACAAUCCGAGAUCUCAGAAUAACAAUUCAAUGACGCUACAAAAUCGCCACGUACGUUCAAAUUCUGAGACUAAGAGUACGAUAUUGAAAAAUAAGAAUAUGUCAACGGCGCUCUCUCUGUGUUCACCUCAAAUGAAUCGUCGGUUUAGUAACAGACCUGACUUAUUAAACGAGGCUCCCGUUAGCGAUCAGAGGCUAUUCAGUCCUCCUCUCGUUGAACGAAAGACUCUAAGACGGGACAGCGCGAGUCCCACAGGCAAGGUUCAAAAUCACGUGAGGUUCAAAGAAGACGUCGUAGAUGACAUCCCCACUCCACCUUCUCCGCCCACGGUCAAAUUCCCGGAGUUUCAAUCUGGUAACAACGGACAUGUAUCCAUAGAGAACUUGUUGUGCAAAACCGAAGUGGCUGUAGACGGGUUACUGCAGAGAUUACACCAGGUGGCGCAGAAGUGUUCACAUCAACACGCACACGGGGGAGGAGAAGACAUCGAUGAAAUUAAAUUCCAGCGUGCUCGAUCAGAACUAACAGCGUGUGCGGUUUCUCUUGUGGGUGCGUCACGUACUUUAGUCGGAGCGUUAGGAACCUCUCAGGAAGGUCCUCCAGGCCUAUCGGCUCCCGCCGCCCUCCCUGACUGCCUCACACCAUUACGACGCCUAACAGAUUUGGCACAGGCUCUAGGGAAGCACACUUCAUCGCCGCUUCAAACCAGAAACUUGAUCCUCCGAGUUCAUGACGUCACCGCCGCCUUCAAAGACUUAGCGGGUGCGGAGAUGGCGCAAAUAAUACACGAACAUAACUCGAAAGAUGUGACCCAAGGGCAGGGUCAAGACUCUUCUACUCUCGAGGGUCAACUGGCGCUAAGAGCAGAAUGCCUGGCGAAUGUUCUAGCAACUCUAUUGCGGAGUCUUAGGGUAUUUUCACCUUAA